AUGCAACCCUACGAGGAUCGCCCAGCCAACUCGCUGAACCAAGACUAUACUUACCUGUACUCAGGAGAGUCGGGGCCAACUGCCAAGGCACUCGAUGCGGCUGAGACUCCGUCUGGUGCGUUCUUCUACUUCCUGCAGCCGGACCUCUGGGAAGAUAUCGCUUCCGAGUCCAACGAUUACUUCAAGGAGAACAUGGAUGAGAGGGUGGAGUGUCAACACACCAAGCAAGUCGCUCGACAGCUGAAACACCCUGAGUUCAAGCCAAAGACGAAAGAGCAGUUACGAAGUGAAUUGGAAAACUACCCGGGUAUUACACCACGCGAAUUGUGUGUUUUUAUUGGGCUUCUUAUUGCAAGAUCGAUCGUGCCUAACAAGGAGAAGCUGGCGCACCAUUGGCGGACGACGGGUGAAGGUGCGAUACCUCGCGGAUGUUUUGGUCAGUUCAUGGUUCGCGAUAGAUUCAUGCAUCUGUCGCGAAGCCUUCACUUCAGUAGCAACAGCAACGUACGUGCAUCCGGUAGACGAUGGGCGUGCCUCGAGCGCGCCCAUGUUUUUUUUUGGCGCGUAAGAUAUCUUAUCCUGUAUCCUACCGAUUAA
Messenger RNA from Phytophthora sojae, 597 nucleotides. RefSeq lists its product as hypothetical. NCBI's taxonomy places the organism in Eukaryota, Oomycota, Peronosporomycetes, Peronosporales, Peronosporaceae. The transcript has a single exon. The record is from RefSeq and is a predicted model, not a curated record. Bases 1 to 597 code for a protein of 198 amino acids.